AUGCGGUUAGACCUGACAUUACUGUUGGUUUCUUUGCACAUCGCAGGAACCAAAGCAUGGAAAUGUGGAAUUGGACCGAUAAGCGGUGCUGUCUCUUAUAUAAUCGCAUUUCCAUCAGAUUCAGUAGAAGUCGAUAAGUGUUGUGCUGAGCAUGACACCCUCAUUGAUGGUCUUCAUAUACCUAGGGAAGAAGCGGAUCGUAUAUUCUGUGAUUGCUUAUCUAGUAAGGACCGUUGGUUGGUAAAUUCUUCUUCCAAGCUGGUACAUUCGUAA
Messenger RNA from Ostertagia ostertagi, 273 nucleotides. NCBI's taxonomy places the organism in Eukaryota, Metazoa, Nematoda, Chromadorea, Rhabditida, Trichostrongylidae. The record is from the annotation of a GenBank genome assembly.